Messenger RNA from Cylas formicarius (sweet potato weevil), 3963 nucleotides. RefSeq lists its product as uncharacterized. The transcript has 3 exons. The coding region runs from base 249 to 1445 and encodes 398 amino acids. NCBI's taxonomy places the organism in Eukaryota, Metazoa, Arthropoda, Insecta, Coleoptera, Brentidae. The record is from RefSeq and is a predicted model, not a curated record.
ACCAAUCCGCGUCUAGCUUGUUGAAUAUGCGACCAAUGGCAAAUUGAUGUCGCAUUUUCAAGCGGCACCCCCACCAUUGCGUAUUUCAUUGAUAAGUGUGUGGGUGCUACAUGUAGGGGAAGCUACGGUUAUAUAUAGAUGUCAGGCGAGAGGGGUGACACAUUUUCCCAGCACAGUGGUAGUUAUUAACAGUUAUCUGGUGAAGUGUGGUGCGUUGAAACUAUUAGAGAGAAAUUUCAAACCCAAUUAUGAUGGCGUUACAACUCCUGCCAGUCCUCCAAGUUAUUGUCAUUCUUUUCACGCAGGGAGCUCUGACUUACCCUAACCCAGCGGUAUACGGCACCAAACGAUACGGCAGAUCCGCCGCACAUCGAGUAUCGUACGAUCCUUACGACUCUUACAAUUUGAGGGGCCAACCCUAUCCUAUGAGCUAUUACGGGUUUUAUCCGGCAUACGCCCAAGGAUACCCGGAUUAUUACUACCCACAAGACUCUUACCCCCUGUACUAUCCCAGAACUUCCAAAUACGAAGUGUACCAAGCCGUGUUACCGUACUACUACAAAGAAACGCCGAUGAACGGCCGCAAAUUAGACUACUAUAACAAUUACGGCGAUUCUGGUGUCGAUUUGCAAGAAAGACUCCUGCAGGAUAUUGAGAGGGAACAAAGGGAACGAUCGCAGCCGAUCGGGCACGAAAUCAGAUACGAAAACGAUUACAAUAACGACGAUCAGAAUAUUGAGGAUAUCAAUGAGGCUUUUGUUCAAAACCUAGUGGCUUCUCAAAUGUACGACGACACCAGCAACGUCCGCAAUUACUACGAUCCGUAUUCUUUCGAUUACGAUGACGCGCUCAAUUUGAAUUCCAAUGAUUAUUUAAAAUGGGACGACGCGCCGUACGACAGGCCGGUGAGCAAAGAAGACGAAGACGUCAAAGAGCUCAAGGACCUAACCAAGCAGCGGAAGAACAAAAAACAUAAACAACGGCAAACCAAGGAUAAUUCGGACGAAAAUAUUCAUUGGUUCCAAGAGUCGAAUUUUAGGAACCAGUAUCAGAACCCUACCAAGCGAGCUCAGUUGCAAAAUGCGGUCGUCUACACCGACAGGAAACCGAUAGUCAAGGUAGUACCGACAACUGAGCAAUCAGUGGCGACUACUGGCGCUCCGAAAAGAGACACCAGAGGUCAGAAGGAGGAAGUUUUAAUGAGGCCGGCCACGCCCGUCAGGCAUCCAUUUUCCAAUUCCGUUUUGGACAUGAUCUCGAAGCAAGAUGGGGAGCGCAAAAGGUCUCCUUCGGUGUAUGACACGAUCAAGCAUAUGCUAGAAGUGGAGAAGAGCUACGAAGAGAACCAGCCGAAGGAAGAGAUUCGUCCAACAAUGCGUAAACGUAUCAUCUCGAGCGAGGAUAGCUUAACCAAGCAACUAACACUUUUGAAAAAGGUACACUAAAUUCUAAAAGCAGAUGUUUCAAAUCAAAACGCGUGGUAUACACCCACAUUCCACUGAUAAUGUUUUAAAAAUUUAAACUACAGAGUACCAUAUUUUUUGUUGCUCGAAGUUUGUAUUGUUACGAGUGCAUCUGGAAGAAGCGCGCAGGUCCAAGACUGAUCAUAAGUAUUAAGAGAAUGCGACAAAUUCUAGGCUUGAUAAUUUAAUCCUUCCAUGCGUAGAAAUAUGAAUCUGUGUAUAUAUUUCUAGAUGUAAAUGUAUAUUUAUAAUACUUAAUCAAUAUUCAGGUAGAAGUGUAUAUAACUGAUUUAGAAUAAACAAAUUACGUUAUAAACGGUAAGGUGCUUGCUGAAUAUAUUCUUACGUACUCUAUAAACACUUGUUUUCAAAACUAUGUACGAAUCACUCACUAUUCUUCUUCUUUAGUCGCCAAUAUGCAAAGUAGUUCUCUAAAUAGCAGCUGGUUGUCUGAAAACUUAUGUACAUAGAGUGGUUAGGUAAUUUGAUAGUUGUUUACCAUACAUUUACAUAUAAUCGACUUUGUUGCGUUCACUUGCCACGUGACUAUCUCAGGUAUUUCUAUAUUAGCUUUAAUUAUAAAACCCGGUUUGCGACAACUAGAAAAAAGUGUUCGGCGGUGAAAAGACAUCCUUCGGUACGGCAAAAUAUAAGUUUUGACUAGCGGUUCGUAAGGUAAGCCUAGUCAAAUAUGACUUAAAAAAGGGAUAAAAAUAUGCAAGGAAGAGGAAUGGGAGUUUACUGAACCAACAAAAUUAUCAUUUAACGCAAUAGCUUGUGGGACGGGAGGCAUAAAACGUAGUGUGUGCUGUUGCAUCACCAAAUAGUAACUUCUUUGUGCCAUAGCAGUAGCUUCAGAAAUUCAUCGAAUCAUUGAAGCAAUGGCAUGUGUUACGUUUUAUUUAUUCCACUCAUAGUCAGGCAAAUGCAAGGAAUCAAGUUCGGAACUAACCAACCAACAAAUUUCGUUGUUUCCUCUUUCUUAUGAGAUGUCACGUUUUCUAAAGUCUCGACCCGCGAGAUGAGUUCGUAUUAUUGGGUGUACUUCGUUACUGGUUAUGGAAUUAUUGCAGAUCAAACCUGUGAUACAGAGAAACAAGGACUGCGCUUUUUAGUAUGUCUAGAAACAUUUCCAUUAACUUCCAUUCAAUCUUCGAACCCUAUAAAGUAAAUUUCCUUAGAUGGCACGUUAGGAUUAUAACCGCACAUACAUUAGAGUACCAUAAACUGCGGAUGUUAUUAGAUAGUUCGCUUUGCUAACCAACUACUUAAACGGUGCUGAAAAUUAAUUGCUUUAAAAUUUUUCACGCUAGUGAUCAAUGUCUGUGAAAUUAAUGUUAGCUUUUUCAAUUUAAACUUUAUGAACUCCGUUUGACGACAAACUGGAAUCUCGUGAGCGCCUUUUAUGCUUCACAUGCACGUGUUUCAAUAUUUCAAGAUGGGAUUUAUAGUCAGGAUAUUGCAAAGAUUUUGCGAGCCUGUGUUGCUUUUGACAUUGAUUUCUCUGUGUAGGGUAAUAGGUGAAACACAUUUUCCAGUUUAUAGUUAAAGGGAUCGACAUCGCCUUGCUACUAGGUAAUACAUUUAAGCCGUAUAUGUUUAAAGUUAGGCAUAUAAAUCAAAUUAAGAAUUAGAAAAUACAGGGUCAAUAUUUCUUAACAUAAUUCGAUUCUGUGAGUGGAUCUUUUGCAAUUCAAUCUGGGUAAGAUGGCGCUGACGUCACUGGAACCUGUAAAAAGUAUUAUAAAAAUAAGAGACCAAAGUUGUUUAGAUUCAUUUCAAUUUUAUAUAUAUACAGGAUGAUUAUAAAAACAAGUAACAACAUUCUUAUUCUAAAUAAAACAAGCUGUAAAUUAAACCAGAAGUGACCGAACGGUCCGUGUUGAUAUUAUAAAAAUACGGGGUGGUUAAAACUUACAUUAAAAUUUUGCAAAAAAUUUUCGUUGUCAUUUUAGCAUUAAGACAAAUCUGUCUUUGUAUAGAGUUAAAAAAGUAGCAUAUUGUGACGUAUUUUUUAAAUUUUAAUGCAAAACAUUCUAAUAUUAUGAAAAUGGGGUGAAUCUAUUUGAAAAAAAAAACUUUAAUUUUUGACAACCCUGUAUGGAUUGUUAAAUAUCAACUAUCACCAAUAAAAUAAAAGAAAUUCAAUUCCAAAUAUUUCCACCAAAGAAACAUCCAAAUAGAAAUAGAAAUAUUACUUAUUUUUCAAAACUCCUUUGGACUGGCAACUACAUCUUCCUCCUUUUGGUUGGGGUCCUUUGAGGUACACCUUCGAUCGAUAUUCACCCAUAAAAAUAAACAAAAUGUGCUGUUUUAAACUCGAAAACAAUUUCUUACCAAAAUCAAAACCUAAGAAACUAACAAGUGACGUCACGAGCAAGGGGCGUUUCCUGAGUUAUAACGUUAACAUUUUAAUGUCAGAGGCUCAAUAUAUCUUUCUCAAGGUGUCGUCUGUUUUAAAGGGUAGCAAAAUUCGCGUAAUAGCUUUGAAGUUUAGAUA